AUGGAUGAUACGAUGCCAGAUAAUGUGUUCUAUUUAAAAAAUGAUGAAUUUUAUGGUUUUGUUCGUACAUUAGUUGGACAACAAAUAGUAGAUAUUUUAAAGUUUCAGUCAAUAACAUCUACACAAUCUUUAAUCCGCUACCUAAAUAUUUUUGAUAUAUUUACAAUGGAAUGUUCCCAGCUCGAUUUCUUGUUGAUUAGAAAAGCGGCAUGUUUGGAGCUUGAAGAUGAUAAAUUUCUCGUAAAAGUCGGAUUAAUUAAUAAUUUAAAUCAUUUACUUGAUUAUUUAAAGCAACAACAAAAUAAAAUAAAUGAAAAUAAUUAUAUGGAUGUAGAUUCAAGUUUAACACUCGAUCUUAUCAACAAACAUCCAUUGUUAAAAAAUUUGGUUGUUUUUUAUCAGCGAAUUGGAAGUGAAGGUGUUACUAAUGCAAACAAAAAUGAUUUUUUAAUAGAUUUUAUUAAUACUAUUACUAAUAACUUGACAAAGUCAAGUAAUCAUUUUCGAUACAGUGACAAAGUCAAGGACUUCGCUUUAUCGUUAUAUAUUUUAGGUGGAAAACUCACAUAUGAAUUUAUUCGAUUAAACAUACCCGGCUCAUUACCAAGUUUAACAAUGUUGACUACAUUAAUUUUAAAUUCAAAUUCAGAAAUUAGUGAAGCAGAAUUUCGAUCCGAUCAGCUUCAAAGUCAUUUUGAGAAUCUGAAUCUUCAAUAUGCAUUUAUUUCCGAGGACGGCACUGGUAUUAUAAAAAAAAUCAAAUAUGAUUCAAUAACAAAUAAAUUUAUUGGAUUCCCUACGCCACUUGAUCAUGGGGUACCGAUUAAAGAGUAUUAUAAUACUGAUUCAUUAGAUACAUUGAAAUUAUGGUUCAAUUCAGUUGAUAAAUCAUCAUUAUUAAAUGUACAUAUGAUUCAGCCAGUACAAUCAUCAACUCAAAAUACAAUUCCAAGUCCUUUUUUACUAUCAGCAUAUGGUAUUGAUAAUACAGCUACAGCGAAUGAUAUAUUACAAAGAUGGUGGUAUAUAUUCAAUGGUGACCCGACA
Molecule: messenger RNA, 1047 nt
Organism: Adineta steineri
Lineage: Eukaryota; Metazoa; Rotifera; Eurotatoria; Adinetida; Adinetidae
Source: the annotation of a GenBank genome assembly